Molecule: messenger RNA, 867 nt
Organism: Thunnus maccoyii (southern bluefin tuna)
Lineage: Eukaryota; Metazoa; Chordata; Actinopteri; Scombriformes; Scombridae
Product: C-reactive protein-like
Exons: 4
Coding region: 1-798 (265 amino acids)
Source: RefSeq, a predicted model, not a curated record
AUGAUUCCUAUCACAGGCCUCCAAGCUGUCCCAGACACAGCCCCUAUAGGUUUAGAGACGGCAUCUUCCUACAAGCUUCCUGACGACUUCCAACAAAGUACCGAGCCUUCCAGCAGAUUCCUCGAUGACCUCAACACUAGCCUGGUGCAAAAACACAUCAGUGAGAUGAGUCGGAGGGCUGAUCUGUCAGGUAAAAUGUUCACCUUCCCACAAGAAACCAACACAGCUCAUGUAAGGCUGACUACAUCAAGACAAGUUUUGAGCGCUGUAACCGUCUGUCUCAGGUCCUUUACAGAUCUUCGUAGAACCCACUCUCUUUUCUCUUUGGCCACACCAUCUGCUUUCAAUGACUUUUUGAUUUUCAAGAGAUCUGCAAACCAUGAGAUUGAGCUCUAUGGCAGGGAUCACUUGGUAGUAUUUGGAGAACAGGACUACAAACUGAACAUGUGGCACUCUAUCUGUUCCACAUGGGACUCUGCCUCUGGACUGGGGCAGCUGUGGUUAGAUGGAAAGCCCUCGAGUAGGAAAUUCACCAGGUCUGGAUCAAACAUCAACGGACCCAUUAUAAUUGUUUUAGGACAGGAACAGGAUUCCCAUGGUGGAGCGUUUGACAUCAACCAGUCGUUCGUUGGCAUGCUGUCUGAUCUCCACAUGUGGGACUACGUCAUUUCCCCCUGUGAGAUCCAGAAAUAUGUGGAUGAUCUAAAUUUCACCCCAGGGAAUGUGCUCAACUGGAAUCAGCUGUGGUUCCAGACCAUAGGAAGGGUGCUGAUAGAAGAUAAACAGAACUGUCGAUAAAGUCACAUUAAGAAGUUGGAAACAGAACCUUAAGUGAUGGUUCAAACAAAGUUUUACAAAUCAGAAAAC